Quercus lobata is the source of this 1278-nucleotide messenger RNA. RefSeq names its product CDP-diacylglycerol--inositol 3-phosphatidyltransferase 1-like. Gene Ontology annotation, biological process: phosphatidylinositol biosynthetic process. Gene Ontology annotation, cellular component: Golgi apparatus; membrane. Gene Ontology annotation, molecular function: CDP-diacylglycerol-inositol 3-phosphatidyltransferase activity. The record is from RefSeq and is a predicted model, not a curated record. The transcript is spliced from 11 exons. Bases 162 to 845 code for a protein of 227 amino acids. Lineage: Eukaryota; Viridiplantae; Streptophyta; Magnoliopsida; Fagales; Fagaceae.
CCAAAGAUAAAGAUACACAGAAAAAACAAUCUUCGAAGAAUCAAACAUACAGAGUUUUGAGGGUUUAGGUUUUGCUUUCAACGUUGGUAAUUUUUUUCCCAGGGAAAUAGUUCAUUUGGCAGUUCAUUCAUUUGUGAGUUUUGUGGAGAGAAGCUUUUUCAAUGGCCAAGAGAACUGGAACCAGACCUGGGAAACUGUCUGUGUACCUCUACAUUCCCAAUAUCAUUGGAUAUCUAAGGGUCAUUAUGAACAUCAUUGCCUUUGCUCGGUGCUACAACAACAAAUGGCUUUUUUCUGUUCUAUACUUUCUCAGCUUUGUAUUGGAUGGUGUCGAUGGUUGGUGUGCUCGCAAAUUCAAUCAAGUUUCAACAUUUGGAUCUGUUUUGGACAUGGUAACAGACAGGAUUAGCACAGGUUCCCUGUUAGUAAUUCUUUCCCAAGUAUACAGGCCUGGCUUCAUCUUCUUGUCACUGCUUGCCUUAGAUAUUGGUAGCCACUGGCUGCAAAUGUACAGUACUUUCUUGUCAGGCAAGGUUAGUCAUAAAGAUGUAAAAGACAGUUCUAAUUGGCUUUUCAAGGCAUACUAUGGAAACAGGAUGUUUAUGGCAUAUUGUUGUGUGGCAGUUGAGGUUCUGUACAUAGUGUUGUUCCUUCUUGCAGAAAACCAAACUGAAAGUUUGAUGGAUGUCUUGACGAGGACUGCAAAGCAGAGUUUACUUAUUUCUUCUAUACUUGCUCUUAGUGUACUUGGAUGCACAAUCAAGCAAACUGUUAAUGUUAUCCAGAUGAAGACCGCAGCAGAUUUGUGUGUGCUUUAUGACAUCGACAAAAAGCAGAAGCCCUGAUAGCUUUAAUUGUUGACAGACAUCUUUGUAUUCUGCUGCCAGUGUCAAAUACGUGUUCAAAUUUGCAUCAUAAGUAACAAAUAUGCCGACUAUCUAUCAAUUGAUAAUCACCUGAUGCUAGUUUAUAACUCUUAAGAGACAGCUUUCUGUUUCCCUUCUUUCCCCCCAGGUGCUAUGGGAGCCCUUGGGCUUGAAGAUGGUUUUGUUCAUUUCAUUUUUGGAUUUUGUUUUUGUUUGUUUGUUUUUAUUUUUUUAUUUUUUUAUAGUUUCCCCCAUAGUCUAUACUGGGUGAGUGUAUGCCAUGAAUUCACAUAGCUUGCAUGCUAUUGCCUAAUUGGCAACUUGAUUAGUGAUGAAUACUGAAUUACUGAUGAUGAUACUACUAGAAUGCUGUUCAAACACUAUAUAUUACUUUAACACUCAUUAAUUGCUU